This is a messenger RNA of Camellia sinensis, 1159 nucleotides long. RefSeq names its product RNA-binding S4 domain-containing protein. The record is from RefSeq and is a predicted model, not a curated record. Lineage: Eukaryota; Viridiplantae; Streptophyta; Magnoliopsida; Ericales; Theaceae. Gene Ontology annotation, molecular function: RNA binding.
CGCAUUCGGUUCUAAGAAGAACCCUUCAUUCAUUUGUCACUCCUCGUCCACUUGUCAUCACCAGCAACAAACUCUCUCACUACACUACCCUUCUCUCUCUUCCUCUCAGUUCUUCAGCUGCAGGUACGUGUCGCUUGCCACAAGCUAUCAAAGGCGAUGUUGACAGCUUGCUUGGAGGAGUGAGAGACAAGGGUGCCAUUGAAGCUGUGAAGCAUAUCGUCGAAUUGGCAAGACGGGCAUCAUCUAGGAGAGAAGUCCUUCAUACUGAUUUUCUCACACCACCCAUCCUGAAUGAAUCUAUUAUAGUAUUGGGAAAGUUAGCUGACAUCAAAGCAGUGGCUCAGGGAGGAUACCCACAGGCUGAGCGUUGUCGGCUUUCAGUUGGGCAUCCACAAGCAUUUACAACCGAUCCAGAUAUUGUUGCGGCAUUAAGUAUCACAGGAAACUUUGGGUUUCACCCUUGUUCUCAUGGUGACUUCCUUGGCACAAUUCUUGGUACAGGGAUUGCUAGGGAGAAGUUGGGGGAUAUUAUCUUGCAGGGAGAAAGGGGAGCUCAGGUUCUUAUUGUUCCAGAACUUGUUGACUUCAUCACAGCAGCAUUGGACAAGGUUGGUAAUGUUCCGGUCACUUGUAAAAAGAUACCAUUGGUUGCUGUUGAAUAUGAGCCACCAAGAACUAAGAGUUUCAAAACCGUGGAAGCGUCACUGAGGGUUGAUGCAAUAGCCAGUGCAGGAUUCAGAAUUUCACGAACAAAGCUAGUUGAUUUAAUCAGUAACGGGGAUGUGCGGGUUAAUUGGACCACUGUCACAAAAAGUAAUACCACAAUCAAGACCGGAGAUAUCAUCUCAGUUAGCGGAAAAGGAAGACUGAAGAUAGGAGAAAUAAAUUCAACAAAGAAGGGAAAGUUUGCAGUAGAGCUAAUCCAAUAUUUAUAGAAGGCUUGGCACAGGGCAACACAAAAAGAUCAUUUUAUUUUAGUUUUGGAAGGUUAGUCUUCAGAUAUCAUAUAUUAGAUGCUAUUGUGCUUUAAAUUGCUUUUGCUUUUGUUUUUAAUGUGCUAAAUGGCUUAAAUCUGUUCACAUAUUGGUUAAAGCAGAGAUAUUGUCAAGUUCAUUGUUCGUGUAAAUUGCCAUAUGUUUAAAUUCCACGUUAUCGACUC